AUGUGGAGCAGGGACGAGAAGGCACUUACUGGAUCUGUAGCGAAGUAUCACACACACAGCAGCAGGUACCGCCCCCCGUCAAAUAAAGAACUGCUGCUGCUGAGCAGCUCUGCAGAGAAUGGCACCCAGCGGACCCGAAAGCGGCGUAAGAAGAGGCGCGCGGCGCGGGCGCAGGUGGCCGGCGCGCCGCGGCGGACAAGAGCGGCGCCCCGCAGCAAGUGGCGCGUGCUUCCGGCCGGCAGCCCACCUGUGACAGACCAGCGGCCGAGGCCGCGUCCGGCUUCCCACCUCACUCCCCAGACCGCGAAACUCGCACGCACCAUUUCCCGGGAGCGCCAGCGCAAGCGCAUCCAGAAGCGAGCCCGGUGCGCGGCACCAAGGCCGCAGCCGCAGCCGCUGCCAAUGUCCUGGUCCGCGACGCGACGCGUGACCGGUUUCGAACGGGCGACCCGCUGGGUGCGCCGCGCGGCCCGCUCCUCUGACCUUUACCCAAAUUUACAUACGAGGGCCGCAACCGGAGCCGUCGGCCCACGCCACGCGGCUCGUUUCCCGGUCGCUGCCGCCGGCAGCCGGCCGCCUCGCCGAUCCAAUUGUGUGCCCGGCGCAGCGGCGCGCGCUUCGCCCUCUGUUGUCGAGGCCCACCAGAAAGAAAGGCCGUGGCGCGUACGUUACAGCACGUGA
Molecule: messenger RNA, 681 nt
Organism: Schistocerca gregaria
Lineage: Eukaryota; Metazoa; Arthropoda; Insecta; Orthoptera; Acrididae
Product: arginine/serine-rich coiled-coil protein 2-like
Exons: 3
Coding region: 1-681 (226 amino acids)
Source: RefSeq, a predicted model, not a curated record